Messenger RNA from Erinaceus europaeus (western European hedgehog), 1148 nucleotides. It is a transcript of the gene SAP25, whose product is annotated as Sin3A associated protein 25. Gene Ontology annotation, biological process: regulation of DNA-templated transcription. The record is from RefSeq and is a predicted model, not a curated record. The transcript is spliced from 4 exons. The coding region runs from base 139 to 1083 and encodes 314 amino acids. Gene Ontology annotation, cellular component: nucleus; cytoplasm. NCBI's taxonomy places the organism in Eukaryota, Metazoa, Chordata, Mammalia, Eulipotyphla, Erinaceidae.
CCGCGGGAGCGCGCCUCGUGGCCCGGAAACGCGCCAGCGGCGUCGCGACGAAGCCCUCGAGGCGGGAGGUGGGAGGCGGGAGGCGGCAUCUACUGACCUAAGGCAGGGCCCCGAGGGCCGCUGCACCCCGGGCGCGGCAUGCAGCCCUGGCCCCCUCGGCGCUGGGGCACGGGGGACGAGCAGGCCCCUGACGAGGCGGGACCCUCGGCGGGCGGCGGCCCUGGCCCGGCCUGGAGCGUAGCGCACGCUGCGGGGGCGCCGGGGUCUCCCCGAGAGUACAGCCCGAGGGCCCGGCGCCCCUCCUGGAGCCGCGACGAGGCGCAGCCCAGCCUGGGCGCGGAGCAGCCCCGCGGAGCCCCAGGUAGGUGCAGGCCCCGCCGCGCUCGCCCCAAGACCCCGCGCCGCGCUCGCCACGUCGCCCUGCUCAAGGCCCUGCCGCCCCCAGCCCCCCUCUCCCCCAGGGUGGCUUGGGAGGUGGCCCCCUCACGGAUGGCCCUGCCGGCACCCUGGGACCCCAACUACGAGCCUAAAGCCGGAACUUGGCUGCUGGGGGGGCGCUGCUCUUCCUGCACCUCCUUCACCUGCCGGACCCUGUGUCACCCCACCUUCUGGCCCAUGUACGAGCCCGCCUUGCUCAGGGGCCCCGAGAACCGGGAGCUGCUGCCCUGUGACGCGGGUGCGGGCUUGGGCGCCCCGGGUUCGAUGCCCGGGGAGACCUUUUCCCCGCCGCUGCCGGCGCUGCGCCGGGAAGACUUCCUCCUGGACCCCCUGCUGCCCGCGGGCCAGCGCGUGCCCCUGUACCUGUCGCCCCAGCAGGCGCGGGGCUCUCUCCGACUGCUGCUCCCGCCCCCCGUCGCCACCCCCUGCGUGCUGCCCCCGCAGGUCUCCGGCCGCCGCUCCCUCGCCUGGCUUACCGGGCCCGAGCUCAUCGCCCUCACUGGCCUCCUGCUGAUGAGCCAGGGGGAGCCCAGGCGUAGCCCCCCGGACCGCGGCGCUGACCACUCGGGGCCCAGUGGCGACCGGAACUGUCCCCACGGCACUGACCCCUCCCCCCCAGGGUCCGGAGACCCCCACACCCCUUAGCCCUUCUGGGGGCCCGGCAUUUCCCCGCGAGGAUUCUGUUAAUAGUAAAAGCGUUAGUUUGCAAA